UCUUCCUGUAGUACUAGUAUAGAAAUUGAAAAGUUACCACUGUUUGAUACCUACUUCACCACCACCAUUUUACCUCUUUUUCUAAGGACAAAAUGCAUCCAGGAUCAGCAGUACCCUCACCAUCUUAACACAUUUUCCCGCUCUCACUAAAACCAUCUCCAUUAUUAUUCUUGCCUUGCUUCGACUUCAUCCGCAUUUUCAUCUCUAUGGAAGUAAGUAAGUAAGUAAGUUACCCAUCAUCUCAUCUCAUCUCAUCUCUAUGCAUUCAAUGCUCCAGCUCUCUUUUCUCAACUGGGUACAUUUCUCACAGUUGGCCGAAAGCAAUUGCUGAUUUAAAUGCUUCAGCUUGGAAUUACCCAUUUUUCAGAUUAUCCCACUUGCCCAUCUCCUUCUUCUGAUCUCCAUUAAACCAGUCAUCGGAUUCGCUGCUUGUCAAUGGAAGCGCGUGUGAACAAGUACCGGCAAUUGAGUCCGGAAAGGGCAAUUGUUUGGAGAGAACGGUCGCCCAAGUAUCAACAGAUCCGUAGAGUACAAGUCGUAUACUAUCUCUGUAGGAAUAGACAACUCGAGCAUCCGCAUGUCAUUGAGGUUCCUCUAUCAUCAACUGAAGGCCUUUAUUUGCGCGAUGUUGUUGACAGGUUUAAUGUUUUGAGAGGCAGAGGCAUGGCCUCGAUGUAUUCAUGGUCAAACAAGAGAAGCUAUAAGAACGGGUUUGUUUGGCAUGACCUCUGUGAAGAUGACUUGAUUCUUCCCUCUAAUGGUAAUGAAUACGUUCUAAAGGGCUCUGAGCUCUUUCAAGAUCCAAAUUCAGCUCGCUUAGCUCCUCCCACUGCAAAUGCGAAACUACAGAACCAAAAACAAUUGAUAGAAUGGAAUGGUUCAUCAUCAUCAUCAAGCCUGAAUGGAAGUGAUAGAAGAAAACAUUCUCCUCCUGAUGUGGUAGAACGGUUAUCAUCUUCACCUUUUGAAUCCCCAGAGGAGGAGGAAGAGUCUAGGAGGAGGAGAAGGGAUGAUGGGAAGAGUUGUUCUCCUCCUUUGAAUGAUUCCCUCAGCUUAACCGAGUACAAAUCUUACAAGACUGAAGGAUUGGCUAAUGCUUCUACUCAAACAGACCAAAGUGUGGAAAAAAAUCAAGAAACUUGUACAAGGGGUGUUUCUACAGAUGAUGAAUGUUUGGAAUUGGACCCAGAAAGCAAUAAAUCUUGUCAAAAUCAAGUUUCAUCUCAAGAUUCAAUCUCCACUCAGAGGAAGAUAAAUACUUUAGAAUCUCUGAUACGAUCCGAUGCUAGUACAAUGAACAGUUUUAGGAUAGUGGAGGAAGAAGAUUUUCGAGUUCCAUCAUGUACAACAAAGAUCAAGGCUUCCAAUAUACUGAUGCAGUUGAUUUCGUGUGGGUCAAUUUCUGUUAAAGAUCACAGCUUUGGGAUUAUUCCUACUUACAGACCAAAGUUUUCCCACACGAAAUUCUCAUCCCCACUAUUCUCAACAUCUCUAAUAAGGUUAAAAGAUAAGGAAUACUUCAGUGGGAGUCUGGUUGAAACAUGUAUGUUUAAGGAAGGAGAUCGAUGUAGUGUCCUAAAGCGAUCUUCCUCUUAUCAUGCUGACAGGAGCUGCAACAAUGAGGGAGUUAUUACCAAACAGUCUAAAUGCAUCAUCUCAAACAAACAGCCAUCACUCAUUUCUGAAGAACCAAGAGUAGUUUCAGAAGAAAUGGACAGUUCUAAUUGUGCUCCAAAUGGAAAUAGUUUAAGGUUCAGAGAGGAGGAACAGGAGGAGGGCAAAGUGAUCAAAUUCAAAGUAGAAGAGAGGCUUUCUUCUGGAGCUAGGAUUAUAAUCCAAUCUACGGAUGAAUGGCCGAGAUCUGUGGAGGAGGAUUAGGCUUUGAGAACUCUGAAUUUUGUUUGAAUUUGAAGUGGGUAGCUUUGAGUUUCCCUAUUUGACAAUGUUUAAUUGAUUUAUCUUAACUACAAUUUCAAAUUCUUACA
Messenger RNA from Impatiens glandulifera, 1985 nucleotides. RefSeq names its product protein SOSEKI 3. Bases 436 to 1878 code for a protein of 480 amino acids. The record is from RefSeq and is a predicted model, not a curated record. Lineage: Eukaryota; Viridiplantae; Streptophyta; Magnoliopsida; Ericales; Balsaminaceae. The transcript has 6 exons.